Suillus subalutaceus is the source of this 3159-nucleotide messenger RNA. Its product is annotated as fungal-specific transcription factor domain-containing protein. NCBI's taxonomy places the organism in Eukaryota, Fungi, Basidiomycota, Agaricomycetes, Boletales, Suillaceae. The transcript has 16 exons. Gene Ontology annotation, biological process: DNA-templated transcription; regulation of DNA-templated transcription. Bases 324 to 2927 code for a protein of 867 amino acids. Gene Ontology annotation, molecular function: zinc ion binding; transcription cis-regulatory region binding; DNA-binding transcription factor activity, RNA polymerase II-specific. The record is from RefSeq and is a predicted model, not a curated record. Gene Ontology annotation, cellular component: nucleus.
AGAGGUCGCAGAGGGGUGACACAAGAGUGACACCGAUGAAGACCCAAGAAGCGCUGAAAUCUCUCAUCAGAUUCAGUGUUAUUCGCGAAUUGUCCUGGGGAUUUUAAUUCUACUUUCGACAGAAAAGUUUGAAGUUUUUACCCUAGUUUUUGGUUGGCUAUUCGUUCCUUGUGUGGAACCGUGCCACUCCGCUUGAGAGUGUGAGCGCAUAACAGCGUGAGCCAGUCUCCUAGGUGUUCUAGUAUUGUCAGUUUCAGUUUCUGGUUUUAAAGUCUUACAAGUACUACCUCGACCCUUCCGCAAGGUUUGACUACAUCAUAUCCAUGCACCAUCAGGAUCACGCUAUCCCUCAAUCCACAUGCCUCCUGCUCGUUCCCCUCAAAUCGACCCAGCUUUAUCGCUCUACCCCCCCUUACUACUCAUAUCAACAGCCUCAACAACACAUCAACCACCACCUUACAGUUCCUCAGAACUUACCUUCACCAUCAUCACAAGGAUCGGACACAAUAGGUACACCCCCAAACGACAACCUGUCUUACUCACCUGGCAAUUCAAACGGGAAGAGACCCUCCUCUUCCCUCGUCGGUGCGAUGGGUGAUAGCAGCAGGAAAAAGGCACGCUCAGAAGACAGCUUAGACGGGCACAGUCCUGCUCCUGACAAAGACGACUCGAAGCCAAAGACCACCAGGGGUUCACGCGCGUGUACGCAAGGCCCCCCUUGCCAACGCUGCAUUAGUGGGAACCACGAGUGCAUAUUCGAGGAGUCCAAUCGAGGCAAACGGUCCACCAAUCCAAGAAAACACGAGCUCCUCACUCGCUCACUAAAGAAGAUGGAGAAAACUCUGGACACUGUUCUAAAGUCUAUCGGUAAUCCGAGUAUGGUCUCUGGCAUGGUGUCAAGAUCGCCCUCCCCGACAAGUCAAGCUGCACAAACUCGGGUGCUUCUGGAAACACCGUCGCCUCCUCCCCAGUCUGCCUAUCCACCAUCAUCAAGUGCCAAUGCCUCUGCUUCCCCAAAGCUUCAUUCCCUUCCCGAUAACUCGCUUAACCCCCUCGGGCUGCUUGCCGAGGCAAGCUUGGCAAACCGACGUGCCCAGGGCAUCUCGUCCUCGUUCUCAGCGCGCCCAACGGAUCCCGAUCCUGACCACAAGUUGGGUGUGGCUAGUGAUAAUUAUUUUAGGCCAGGCCCGAUGACAAUACUCCCCUUGCGACGCUUGUAUAUCGAACGGCAGAUUCAGCCCGAGAUGCUGAGCUUUGUUAGCACCGAGCAAGUGGUCGCGCUAUUUGAUAUCUUUUUUGACCAUCUGAACGUGCACUGUGAGCUCUUUGAUAGAGAGUUCCACACGCCCUCGCUCGUUUGUUCCCGUUCGCCAUUUUUACUGACAACCAUUUGUGCGAUAUCAUCGAAAUUUUACACCCAGCGACCGGAACUUCACCAGCAACUUGCAGAACUUGCACAGAAGCUCGCGUUUAGUGUACCUGCCAAAGGUUAUAAAUCCCUUGAAAUUGUUCAGGCAUAUCUCCUCCUCACUCUUUGGGGAUGUGGUGCCGUAGAGCGCUAUGAGUACGACAAGACAUGGUUGUUACUGGGAAUGGCCAUUAGGAUGGCGACAGACCUCAACCUGCAUCGGAAGACAACGAUGACCAGGCAAGAUACACCAGAAGGUCGGGCUCGGGACAAGGAGGUCCACAAUCGUGAGCGAACAUGGUUGUUGUGCUUUGCCCUCGACAGAAGCGUGAGUUCUCAAAUGGGAAAGCCUCACUCUAUCAAAGAGGACUUUGUGAUCCGCAAUGCACUGCAGUGGUUGAAGUCCCCCGUUGGACAACCAGGUGACACUGCUUUAGCAGCAUACGUCGAAUUACAGCGGAUUGUAUCCAGGAGCCUAGACUUCCUGUAUUCGGGGACUAAUACCCCGUCCGGUUUACAGACCGACUGCGAUUACUUGAUUAUCAUUAAAACUAUCGAGACCCAGAUACUUGCAUGGCAGCAUGAAUGGACGGCUGCUCGACCUUUGCCAACCAACAAUCAAGUCAUGAUGUCGCAAUCUCAAACCGCGAUGAAGUUUUACUUCCACUACUAUAUGUUAGUCGUGAAUUCUUUUGGACUGCAGAACGCCAUGGAGCGUUCGGCAGUGGAUAUCGGCCACUUCUUUUCGCGGUGUUAUACCUCAGCCACGGCAGUGGCUAUUGUCGCGCGAGACGAGCUUGCGCCGAUGGGUAUGCUGAAGUAUUCGCCGGAUUCGCAUUUCGUAUACAUUUCUUACGCAGUACUACUCAGUUUACUCAAGCUUAUCCGCCCGGAGUUCCAGCAGUUCAUCGAGAACGAGCAGAACAUCAUCGACCUCGUCAAGGACGUUGCGAACGUCCUUGCAGAUGUCGCCGUGAACUCUCAUCAUACCCCAGCGCUGUACAGCACAUUCCUGCGGGCCCUGAUCACCGCUCGCACAGAUUCACCACAAGAGCCUGAAGAGGUGUCAUCUGGGGACCAGUCUGAUAGCAUGAGCCAUAGUGACAUGGCUAACAACAUGAACAAUUCCGCGCUCUUCAGUGGUAAUCCAGCGAUGGGAACGAAUGGCAUCAAUGGCAUGAGCGAUUAUUCGUUCGCGAGUGAGAUGGGUCCUGUUGCGGAUAUUACGACUUUCCCUCCCACUAUGGCUGAUAUGCCAUCUUCUGACGAACAUAUGGGUAUGCUUUCUAUGGAGAAUAUCCUGAGCAAUGGAUUUUGGGAUAGUGUGUUGGUGCCUGGUUAUUCAGACACCAUGGAAGGCCUAAGCGGCGGCUUCGUGUUCGGGGCUGGGGGUAGUGGACUAAUCACCCCCGGUUGGCUCCCCUCCCCCAUCCCAUCGGGCGAGAACACCCCAAUGCGACAUUCAACCAUGGACUUCACCCAACAAAAUUUAGUCUCUGUGUUCCAACAGAGAAAGUAAUUAUAUAAAGCGUUUCAUGUUCAUGUCCAUGUUUCACCUUUGUGUCAUAUAUGUUGUUCUUGUUGUCGUUGUAUUCAAUUGUGUGGUCUACGUACAGUACACAUCGGUCGUUUGUUAUCAUUGAUUGAUGGAUCCCCUUCGUUGUGCUUUGUUUUAUCACAUUUUAUUCCAUCGAGACUUAAUGUAUUAUAUUUUUUUCAAUGGGCACCAGUUCUUGAUGUGCAAUAAUUAA